UAAGACUUGGGGCUAGGGGAGGGGGCUCGGAAAGGGGCCAAAUGGCUGCGGAGCCCCUGGCCGCAGGCUGUGAAGGUUGCCCAGGCGCCUGCCCUGCCCACCUCCUCCAUCCUCCACCCCCAGCCAGGUCCUUUCCACGCCUCCAAAUAGCUCAGAAAGUGCUCUCCUGCGGACCUUCUGUAUCUAGGUCCCUGAAAACCUGUUCCAGAGGCCUUUUCCAAAAAGGGCACAAAACAGGCCUUUUCCUCUGCCCUGCUCAUAUAAUAUUUGUGGAGGCUUCAAUCUUGCUUCUCCAUGCCCUCAAUUAACAUCUAUUUUCUAUCCCAAAUAUCUGGCAUAGAAUACACAGGGAUGCAGAGCAGUCCUCCAAGCCCAUUGUGUCUGGUUCUACACACACACACACACACACACACACACACACACACACAAUUGCCUAGUUGCCACUCUGGGAUCCCAGCAUGGUGAGGUCUACUCAACUCCCCCCCCUCCAUCCUCACCUCCAGGCUCAUCCCAGAGUUUCCAGCACUUUCAGCUUCCUGACCCUCCCCCCCUGUCUAGUUCUGUCCACCCAGGACCCCUCUUCCUCUGAGCAUCCUGUCCACCUCUCCAGGGGUUGGGUUCACUUCCCCAACCUGACAGUCACCUCCUCAGCAGUAGCAGGGCCUUGGGGCCUCCAAGGAGAGGGACCUUGAAGCUUGGUUUAGAGAACCUGAGGGAAAUCCCUUGGGAUCUCCAACUUGGCCAGGGGCCCCCCUACCUAAAUCUCCUUUCCUCAGCCAUUUUUGAAGAUUGAAAGGCUCUGGGGGUGGGGAGGCAAGGCUAUCCGUUAGUUUUUGUAUCCUAAACAAGACCUCAUCUUUCCUUAAAAUUAAAUACAGUUUAAAAGGCCAUUCCAAGGGUUUGUUGCAGCAACAACCAGCUUCUCUACAGGGUAGAGAAUCCAGCGGUCUGAAGGCGGGCCGACAAGCCAGGCUGCAAUUCCUCCAAGUAGGCACCAGGUGUCGCUGUGGGCUCGUUGUCCCGGCUACCCCCCAAUUUCAAGAACCAUUUUUUUUUUCCUCCCCCUUCUCUCUCUCUUUCUCUCUCACUCCCUCUCCCCCUUGGUUGGGCUUUGCCAACAUAUCAAGAUGCGUUUCGCCGGCUUCCAUCACUAACCUCCCGGAGGUCAUCAAGCCAAAUUUAUGAGUGGCCGCUUGAGUCACGUGACUCUAUUUAAGGCUCCCUUAUUUGGGAAGAGCGCAUAGGAUAAAGAAAGAGAUAUCUCCACCUAUAAAUUGUGCACUUUGGAGAACAAAAAACCCCUCAACUUCAAAGAGUCACAAAUCACCCUUAAUCAAAAAGGGUGCAGAAAUUUUUUUUUGGGCCCUCCCCGCCAUGAGCUCCUACGUAGCCAAUUCAUUCUAUAAGCAGAGCCCCAAUAUCCCUGCCUAUAACAUGCAAACUUGUGGGAACUAUGGAUCGGCCUCAGAGGUGCAGGCAUCCAGGUACUGCUACGGUGGAUUGGACUUAAGCAUCACUUUCCCACCGCCUGCGCCUUCCAACUCUCUCCACGGGGUAGACAUGGCUGCCAACCCCCGGGCUCACCCCGACCGCCCCGCCUGCAGCGCCGCGGCCGCUCCGGGACACGCUCUGGGCAGAGAUGAAGCGGCUCCUCUGAACCCCGGGAUGUACAGUCAGAAGGCGGCUCGCCCAGCGCUGGAGGAGCGAGCUAAGAGCAGUGGGGAGAUCAAAGAGGAGCAGGCGCAGACAGGGCAGCCCGCCGGACUGAGCCAGCCACCGGCCCCGCCACAGAUUUACCCGUGGAUGACCAAACUGCACAUGAGCCACGAGACGGACGGCAAGCGGUCCCGAACCAGUUACACGCGCUACCAGACCCUGGAACUGGAAAAAGAAUUCCACUUUAAUCGCUACCUCACUCGCCGCAGGCGCAUAGAGAUCGCCAACAACUUGUGUCUCAACGAGAGACAGAUCAAGAUCUGGUUCCAGAACCGCAGGAUGAAGUGGAAGAAAGAUUCCAAAAUGAAAAGCAAAGAGGCUCUUUAGAGGCAGCAGGGAGGCCCGCAGAUAGCGCCCCAAGCCCGCUUUGGUCCCCGCGCCUUUCCUUUUCGGUUGUCCUCUCUCUAUAUUUUGGGGCAAGGGCGGGGGCUGCAGCACCCGCUCGGGGCCUCACCGACAAAAGCGCGUUCCCUUGGCACUCCGCAUCCCCACCGACCCCAGGUUCCUGCGGGGCUGUCCGCGCGGUGCGGACUCCCCUCAGUUCUGCUCAGCACCGGCGGGGUGGGGGGGGAGGGGGGCGCCAGGGCAAGCUCCGCAGGGGCUCCCCAGAGGGCUGCGGCAGACGGGCUGGUGCUGAACGAACCGGGCCUGGGCCGCCUCUCAGGCUCCCAGCCCCAGAGCGGCCUGCGGGAAUUAAGGUGGGCCCGGCAGGGGCUCCAGGCCCCACGCCCCGACCCUCCGGCCUCCCCUGUCCUUUGUUCCCGGCUUAGGCUGGCCAGGCGGCUGAGGGCUGGUGAGAGUGGCUAUGCUUGGGGGAGUCCGGCGCCAGACUCGGGGUGCUUCGUUGUAGCGACUAAACUCCAUGUUCGGUUUUUUUAUGAUUUGCAUAUGAAAGGGGGAGAUGACUGAAGGUCUGCCUAGGGCCCCCUUGGUUGCCCUAGGCUCUCCAAACCUUCUCACCCAUCCCUAAGCCCGGUAACCUCUCCAGCCUGCGCCCUCUGCAUGCCCUCUCAGGCCCCUCCGCCUCAGACCACUAGCUAGCUCAACCAUGGGGGUUCCCUGCCACUGGACCCCAGCAAGCAGUCCUAGAGGUUCCUGGCUGCCCACUAGUCCCUGCCACGACUCUCUGUGCCCUCCUGCCCCAUCGCUGUUGUCCAACUAUUUAUUGACUCCAGGUCUUUCCUGAAACUAUAUUUUGUCAUAUCAAAUAAAGACAAAGAGAGAUCAGGACUAAAGAUGCAGCGGUGCCUCUCUGUUUGGGGCAUGUAUUGGGUAAAAGUGUCUAAAUGGGCUAUGGAGUAUAGGGGAGGCCCAUAGCCUCUCAGCCUCUUUUUAAAAAGAAUUUUUAGGAGCUUCUAGAGGGAUUGAGAAGAGGGAGGUGAAAUUGAGCUCCUUUCCAGAUCCCUGGUUCCCAGAUGGGCCUUUGGGGAAAGGGGAGGGCACCUACGCAGUCUGUACUGGCUUUUCCCAUGCUGUGGCUCUCCAAGGCUUUCAGGCCUCUGCACCCCAUUCCCACCUUGGCUGGGUGGAUCUGAGGCCUCUAGACUGGCAAGCAGCCCCCACUGCAUGCCAGAGCUAAUCUGCAGGGCCUGGGGGCUCCGUGGCGCUCAUACUCUCCGCCCCGGCCCCGGACUCUGAAGAUCUCUCCCAGAGCUCGGUGAGGGGCCGUGCUGGACAUAGAGGGAGGGCUGAGCCCUCAGCCUAGAAGCCCACUUGGUCCCAAGAAGGAUCCUCAGAAAGAGUUGGUACUGCUUGAUAAAGGGGUCUGGGGGAGUUGGAGGAAGUGUGUCUCAGCUUUUUAAGAUCCUGGGGCAGAUGGGAGCAAGGAGGGCAGCCUACAGCGUACCUGCCUGGCAAGAAAUGCGCAGACUGUUUCCCCCACUUCUAGGGCCUGAGGCUAUGCAGGACAAUUAGCUGGGAAAGGAGCUGCAUAGACGGGUGCCUGAGUCCUGUCUGU
Molecule: messenger RNA, 3673 nt
Organism: Mirounga angustirostris (Northern elephant seal)
Lineage: Eukaryota; Metazoa; Chordata; Mammalia; Carnivora; Phocidae
Gene: HOXC5
Product: homeobox C5
Exons: 2
Coding region: 1375-2043 (222 amino acids)
Biological process (GO): regulation of transcription by RNA polymerase II; anterior/posterior pattern specification
Cellular component (GO): nucleus
Molecular function (GO): DNA-binding transcription factor activity, RNA polymerase II-specific; RNA polymerase II cis-regulatory region sequence-specific DNA binding
Source: RefSeq, a predicted model, not a curated record